GAGAAUUAGGGGCGUUCAAACAAAAAACAAAGUCAUUCAUGCGAGACAAGUGUGCGAUUCGGUCGUAAAAAAAGAAACUCCCUUGACUUUUAGUUCGACUAAUUUUAUUUACUGGGAUCCAAAGUACCAACCAAUGGAUGGAAAUCAAAAGGGAGCGGAGGAACCCAAUGCAGGGGACAAUAUGCAACUAGACUUUCUGCAGUAUCUCCAUUCGUUGAGCGGCAUGCCCCAGGUUGUCGAGAACAACAAUGACACCGGAGCUGUCACUGCGGAACAACUUCUCAUGGACAUGGACAUCAAUAUGCCACUGACGGAUAAGCAACUGAUGGAGAGUCUCAUGGCGUCGUCGUCACCUAAACACAGCAAGGACACGGAGCCAGCGAUUCCACAGAUAACAAUCAGUGUGCCAGAAGGUCAGUUCCUCAAUGGCGAACUGGAUCCGCAGUUAUCAACCGCAGAGAUCACGAUUAGCUUCAAUGAUCUGCCAGCCAUGGCAGCCACAGCAGCUCCCGAGCCCAUGGAAUCGCUGGACAUUUCAGCGUGCAGCGUGGCAGAGUUGCAACAGGUGCGUCAGGCGCUGCUCAAGCAUAACUUUGUGCACAAGCUCCACUUGGCAGCAAGCAGUCCGCUGGUGACAUUUCUCAACUGGUCAGCGAGUGGCACACAGUUACAGGUGGACUACAUUGGAUUGCAGGAGCAUCUCAGUGGCACCCAGAGCAUGUUUCGCUGUCUCAACGUGCAGCACUUCACACAACAGCUGCUGGAUAUUGGCUUCAAGCGCGUGCAACAGCACUUGCAACACGCUGAGGCGCGUCCCACGUUGUACUAUCUGCAUGAGAACUUCACUGCCGGACAACCCGAUCAGAUGUUACAGCUGUCCGCACCCAAGUGGGAGCUGGACUCAACGGACGUAACGUAUUCAGCUUUGCAGUUGGCACGUGCUCGCUUCCAGACUUUGUUGCUCUAUCACAACGAUGUGCGACUGCUGCACCAACAAGAACCGAGUGCGGAUCAAUUGCUGCCACGUCGCGGACGCAUCUGCAACAGUCGACAGCCGGCGCAGCUGUUGUCGCAGGAGUUGGCCCACAAGCUUGUGAAUCCCCGGGAAACCGUGCUACAGGCUGAAGCGGCGCCAGCGCCAGAAUAUGCUGGAUACUAUGGAACGACGGAUCCGGCGUUGAUUGCCGAGUUCUUUGCGGAGUAUCUGCCACGUUUUGGCCCGAGGAAUAGCGGCUAUAAGGACAUUGUAGUGGAUGCCAGCAAAGCGAACUCGUUUCAACAGAACCUGCCAAUUGGCAUUGUGUAUUCCGAGGACGAGGAAGAGCUGGAGAGUCAAAAGAGCGAGGAGACAUCGCCUCCGCCAAUUGUGGAGGUGAAGACUGAAGAGGAGCCAGUGGCUGAGGUGGAGGCUUCACUUCCUGAAGACUUUGAGCUCGAGCAGGUGAUGCAGGAACUAUGCGGUGUUGUGCCCGAAGUAGAUGAGAACGUAGCAGACAAUGAAAAGGGAAAUGAGAAGGGGGAAGGAGCAGAACGAAAAGAAAGAGAAUGUGGAGGAAUUAUCCAAGAAACUGAAGCAGGAGCUGGACAAAGAGUUGACAAAGAUGGAUCCGAAACUGAUUAAAGUAAAUCCC
Drosophila sulfurigaster albostrigata is the source of this 1631-nucleotide messenger RNA. RefSeq lists its product as uncharacterized. The record is from RefSeq and is a predicted model, not a curated record. Lineage: Eukaryota; Metazoa; Arthropoda; Insecta; Diptera; Drosophilidae. The transcript has a single exon. The coding region runs from base 134 to 1621 and encodes 495 amino acids. Gene Ontology annotation, biological process: regulation of DNA-templated transcription. Gene Ontology annotation, molecular function: DNA-binding transcription factor activity; sequence-specific DNA binding.